Messenger RNA from Fusarium subglutinans, 2238 nucleotides. RefSeq names its product BNI4-like protein. The record is from RefSeq and is a predicted model, not a curated record. Gene Ontology annotation, biological process: actin cytoskeleton organization. The coding region runs from base 1 to 2238 and encodes 745 amino acids. Lineage: Eukaryota; Fungi; Ascomycota; Sordariomycetes; Hypocreales; Nectriaceae. Gene Ontology annotation, molecular function: actin binding. The transcript is spliced from 4 exons.
AUGGCUGCUCUGGUUCAGACCUUUCCCCAGCAAACUGCGACGGUUACAAUGCUCCAGACCCGACCGUCUUCUUCAACAAGCAUGAUACCCAAUAACCAAGGCCAGGCUGGCCAUCAGUAUGCGGCUCAAGCCCCAAGAUAUGCUGUUCCCUCUCCCACUGGGUACCGGGGUAGUUCGACUCCUGUCCAGCAAUACGCUUUUACUAGCACACCGACCCUGAACCAUACACAAUCUUGGCAACCGCAAGGUCAACCGACGCGGAAUUAUAACCACAAUGCCAACUACAACGGCCGCCAGUUUAGCUCCUCGGCUACCAACGUGCAAUACAAUGCCAUGGGCGUUGGCCAAACGGGUGCUCGUGAUGAUUCUGCCAUUCCUCAGCGACGAAACAUUGUGCCUGCUCCUCGACCUCAUUCUGCCUUCCUUGCUGGCCCUACACAACCAACCUCUCCGACUUCUUCAAGCAAAGCUGCACCGGACAGGUAUAGACGGUCAUCACUCACUCCUCAACAAAACCAGCAUGGGCGUUCUCAGAGCACAGCUGUCCCAGUGAACGGAAUGCCUACGGCAACUCAACUCUACAAUGGCCCCAAUCCUGCCCGCUCGGCGAUUCCAAACAGACCCAACAGCUUCUACAAUGCCAUGCCUGGCACAUCUAUGGAUGAUAUGCAACUUCUUCAUUCUCCCAUGGAUGAUUCAAACCGAUCCCGCCGUCGAAGUCUUCGUGCCGAUUCUGACCUGUCGAAGCCUGCUACGCAUGACAAGAGCAAAGCAGACGGAAAUUCCCAAACACUGCGUGUUGUUACUAACGCUACCGCACACUCGCGCAACGGAAGUUCUGAUAGUGUAAAUUCCAGCCGCAGCAGUCACUCUCGACCAUCCUCGUCUGCCAACCGUAAUGUGUCUGCCCCCACUGGAAGCCCCUCUUCCCAGGCAAACAGCGAAAUCACUUCUAAGCAAGAUCACGCCAAGGUCAACAUCCCACCUCGAGGAUCAUCUUCCGAUGCGAUUAAACGCACUACAAACCCUUCACCUCUCUCUAGACCAGCUACCAUGGCUAGCGAGGUCGCUGAAGACGGAUCUUCUAAUGCGUCAGGUGCGGGUAAAAUAGACUCGCCCGCGGCUAAACAGCUUGCUGCUAUCAAGGAUAAAGGACGCAAAUCCAAGAGCAAGACCUCCAGACUGCGACGCGCUUUUUCAUUUGGAAGCGCAGCCGAUUUCCGCAAUGCCGAUGAGGGUGAGGGAGCUGAUAAGACAGAACCCUCCAAACUCCACAAGGACCCAACGGCCGACGAAGCCUACGAUGCCGAACAAGCUCGUAUCGCGGAAGCGCAGGAGGCUGCAGGCCUUGGACACAGUAUCUAUGGUGGCCGGUUCUUUGGUGGCUCAACUGAUAACCUCUCCAUCUCCUCGACAGCGUCAUCGGCUUCCAUCAUGAUUCGAAAGAUGGGCCAAGGUAUGAAGAAGGGUGGCCGGUCUUUUGUUGGAAUUUUCCGACCCAAGUCAGUGAUUGGAGUUGCUCCUGCUGAUGGACCUGUCAAGCCGGAAGCUAGCCAAGCCGCUGUAUCGAUGGUCACUGUCGAGGCUGAGACCCAACGAGUUAACGUGUCGGCCAAUCCCAGGCAGACAGAUACCUUCCCCCAUCUUGAGCGCAAUUCGAUUGAUACGAAUUUGGGUGUUGAGAUUGCUGAGCGUCUUGGGAGCUCUGGAACUGACAACUCGAAUUCGCGUAAGAGUAUUGUCGGAGGUGACAGAGAACGUGCGGAGGUGCUUGCUGCCGUCCGUAAGGGAAUUUUGAAGCGCCCUGGCUCAGCCAGUCCUUCUAUCCGCCCUGCUGAUUCCUCUCCUGGCCUUGAUCUCCCCAGCGUUCCUGCUGUCACCGAUUCCCCGAACUCCAGUGCCCCUAGCACUCCCAACGACGAGUCUCAGGGCCACCGCCGAACUGGCUCGAUCGCUAUUGGCAGUGAAGACUACUUCAUGUCCGCUUUGAGGCUACGACAGGACAGCAAGAGCGCACCAAACACUCCCCACGGAUCUACCAAGCGUAAUGCUACUUUCUCGCCCCGUAUUGUGUUUCACGAUACUUGGCCUAGUCAGGAGUACGAUCGUCGCGGUGAGAUUGCUACCUGCAACCGAUUGACUCCCAUGCUUGCGCAGCAGAUCAAGGAGGAGCUGAACACCUUCAAGAUGGAAAUGGAGGUUCACGAAAACUCAAAGAUUUACACGCACUUUUUCUGA